Messenger RNA from Sycon ciliatum, 4845 nucleotides. Its product is annotated as von Willebrand factor A domain-containing protein 3A-like. The transcript has 40 exons. The record is from RefSeq and is a predicted model, not a curated record. The coding region runs from base 541 to 4347 and encodes 1268 amino acids. Lineage: Eukaryota; Metazoa; Porifera; Calcarea; Leucosolenida; Sycettidae.
UAUUUUGGGAAUCAUUGACGAGAGAAUAUUUUGAGCAGUGCAAUCAUGUAAACGUUGUUGACAAAUACUCGGAAUACAUAGCUUAGCGUGUAUGUCGAAUUGAAUCAACUCUUCUCCAAUUCACUUUGUGCACAACGUUUGUUGUUAGUUGUGUGUGGGGUUGCUGGCCGAAAUACCUCGUAGAUAUUGGAAUUUUACGCCUCUUAGUAAAUAGCCAUUCGUGCACCACCAAACCAGGCCAGCGUGUGACCAUCUUCACUCUAAGCGGUGUUGGAGGAAAUCUUGUUACGCUGAUCUAAGUACUGCUGGAGAGCUGCCACGGAUUUGCUGGUCGUCAGAGUCUCGUAAGCCCGUUAGCCCCCCCCCCUCCCGUGGCGAGAUAGCACUGGUGUAGAGUGUCUUGCCUUGUGACGAACGCGGAGGACGAGAAACGCUCGCAGAGAAUAGAUUGUGCGCCCAGUUGCGUGUGUCCCUUCGUAGCAGCAAGUAGUUCACAAAGCCUGCAUGAGCAACGAGGUUGUGGACAGCUAGCUUCACACGAUGGCAGCAAAACAUAGCCGAAAGUGGACAGACGUAGAGAUAGAUCGUAAUGCCAGGCCACCCAGUGCAAUGACUGUGACAUCUAUACAGCAACACCAUGAGUUACAGCAAAUUGUUUGCGACCCGCCAAUCUUGACGGACGGCAUGACAUCGAAGGAAUGGCUCGCCGUCCAUGGUCCCGAGGCUGUGGGUCUGCAGCGGAGUAAGGUGCUGGAGGCUUGCGGACCAAGGCGGCCUCCAUUCGCCACAAGCUCCGAUUACAGCAACAUCCUGGCGUGGGAUGAGAGCCACAGCACGAAAGUUUGCGGCGAAACGAGAACACAGCCUGUGGCUGUCAGCAUUGAUCCCAUUGAAGCACAACGGGUGGAGGCGAAGCUUCUGCGAAAUAUCCGUGCCAUGCAAGAGCGAUUACAGUGGCUCAAGGUUGGCAGUCGCAAGACAUUUGGAUACCUACCUGGCAAUCGUGUAGCAAUACUCAUCGACUGCAGUAGCGUAGUGUCUCGGACCUGCGACGAAGACCUGUACCGUGCCAUGCUCAAGUCGUUAGUACAAGACCAGCUGAGACACAAGGAGACAGUCUUGCCUGUAAUGUGUGCCGACGAUGCAUCCCUGCUCUGGAGCCAGCCGCAUCACCUUGAUGACAGCCGUUUUUCCCCUUAUCUCUGUAGGGCAAUGAGCUUGCUGUCGUGGAUGGCAAGCUUUGCGUUCGCCGGAUCAUGUAACCUGAUGGACGGACUGCGGAAGGUAGCGCUACAUGCUGGUGAUCUAGACUGUGUGACAGUUGUACUAGCUAGUCAGGCUUGUCAGCGAUCCAGCCUCUUGGUUGACUUUGCUCGGCAGCUUGUAGUUGGACGAUCAUUGAAACUCCACCUGGUGUCGAUAAACUGUGAUGACUCGACCAAGGCAUGCCUGCACGAGAUUGCAAGCCGCACAGAGUCCGUCUUCCACUUCUACGAGGCUUCCGCGGAUGCUGGUGAGGAGGUGUUCAGUCAAGAUAUCAUGGAUCUGCAAAAGGAACUUGAAUGUCAGUACAACACGGUGCAUCACUUGCGACAGCUAAUGUCUGGCAGAGUUGACCUUGGUGUGGCUGAACAGCUGCAUAAGAUCAAGUCAUUUUCAGAGUGGCCAAAAGAUGAGACAACAUUGGAAAUUGCCAGCUCAGGGCCAAGGAAACAGCAUAUGUAUGUUGAACGUCCGUACCUUUCAUCCAUGGACUGGCUUGUGGACAACUCGCUGAAGAGUCAGAAUCUCAGUAUCUAUCAGUUCCUUGCACCGAACUCCAUUCCAUCGCGCAGUCAGUUUGUUGGUGUGCUGCAGAAGGAUGUAGCAGCUCAAGUGUUUGUCGAUCGCAUGACUCAGUUCACUUGGUUUGACGAUACCAUCAGACAUGUCCAUGUGGAUGCUGCAGAGCUGUACGAGUACCAGCACAAGCUGGAUGAUAUGAUGGAUCUGUACAGGAAGAGGAUUUCCUGGCUGAAGUCUGACACCCGUAGAACAUUUGGCACGAUCACUUCCAAGAAUGUUGUCCUGCUUGUUGACACAUCCACGGCGACAGCGUCCUGUCAGACACAGCUGCAAGAACACCUGUGUCAGUUUCUAGGAGAACAAAUCGCCUUCUGCGAAACAUUCAACCUUGUACACUUCAACAGCAGCGAGGUUGCACUCUUCAAGCCUAAGCCCGUCACGACAUCAUCCGAGAAUCUCAGUGAGGCAUUGAGGUGGCUGUUGUCAUGGCAAUGUGCUGGGUCAUGUGACUUGAUGUCCGGACUGAAGUGUGUGCUGGAAGGUGAUGGGCUGGUGCAGGUGGAUCUUCACCCAUAUGAUUCUAUUCGAGUGGUUGUAACUGGCUGUCCGGUUCAAAAUGAGAAACUGCUGCUAGCGUACUUAUCCCAACGUCUUCUUCUUGACCCGGUCACAAUCGACACUGUACUCUAUACGUGUGGAACUGAGGAUGGCAAUGUGCUGGAACAGAAUAGCAUGACAGGAACUGGACAUUACCUGAGCACGAAACAAUUGCAUGGCUAUGUGCAGAGGCUGGCACAUCAGUUUGAUGGUGUUUUUCACUGGUAUGACCACCAAGGAAGUGUGGACAGCGAUGACAUCCGUGUUAUUGAGGAAGAGAUCGAAAAGGCCAGGGAAUUUUCAAGAAAGGCUGGCUUGCUGGGUGAACACAUGAGACAGAAUGCCGAGCGAUAUCGGGAGGAAGCUCUGGACAAACGGCCUGCUGUCUCUGCACCACCUCAACCACCACCUGCUACUAGGAUAGUCGUGGGACCACCGAGAGAAACAGUGGCAUCAAGUGCACGCAAGGAUAUCUCGGCUCAAAAGAUUGCAGCGGAAACGAAGAAGACAGUCACGAAAAGGAAAGGGAAAGGAAAGCGUCCGUCAACAGCGCCAUCUCGCAAGCCACCAGCACUGGCCCUGUCGCAUGAUUCAUUUCUCUUGGAUGAUGGCAAGUCAGGCGUUGCAAUCCGAGCUGUGUCGCCAUCUGUGCACCGUAGUGGCAGCAGGAUCGGCUCAUCGACCUCUUCCGCUGGCAGUGUCAAGCGCAAAAAGAGCUCAGGAAUUGGCGACUGUAUCACUACACAAAAGUGGCUGAAAAAGAACUCUUUGGAGGCACUUGAUCUGGAUCUUCACCGCCUUGUGAAGGAAUUUGACUUUGGAAAUCAGCAUGCGAAUGACUCUGUUCUGUCCAAGCCCUUCAUCCGAAACAAGUUCUGUGCACUGUAUCCACACGUCACUAUCGGCAACAGCCUGUACCAUCUUCGUUACACGGAGCAGGAGCUGCAAGACUACAUCAGUGCUCUCAACAUUGCUCUGCAUGCUUACAUUGACCGACUGGUCCAUCUCCUCUCAGGCAGCAGGCGUGUGUUUGGUCAAGUUCUCGAGUCUAAGUUCUGCAUUAUGCUCGAUGUGUCCGGAUCCAUGUCUGGCAGGAUGCAUGAACUUCAAGCUGUCCUUUAUCAGUUCAUUGAUGAUCAGAUGGAGGGAAGCAAGAAGCGGUGCUGCCUGCUGGCAUUCAACUCCGAGACGGCAUGCUGGAAUCCAGACCUGCAAGAGAUCACACUGGCAAACAAACAUGAAGUCAGAGCCUGGAUCAGACAACUGCAGUCAUGUGGUAGUACGGAUAUGAUGUCAGCUCUGCAGUGCCUGGGACAAGUGCAGGAUAUUCAAGCUGUGUAUGUGCUCACGGACGGCCUUCCAGAUCAGAGUGUGGAAGCCGUGCUCGAGCGGGUUAAAAAUAUCCAUGAAGUACGAAGAUUUCCGUUUCACUCUGUUUCCUUUCUGUCAGCUCCACGACCCGUAGACAGUUUCCUGAAGAAGAUGUCGUCAUCGACUGGUGGACACCAUCACAAGUGCGUCACGGAGGCAUGUGCCGACGCGGUGAUCAUGCAGUUGUGUGCGCUGCAGCACAACCAACCUCUGCCAUCCCUCUGUGCUGCGGACACUGAGCCCGAUAGCUCGCAAAACCAAGCAACAGAUGAUAGUGCUGGUAAUGCACUACCGCCAGUCGCAGAGCAAGCCGUAGGCGGCCUGGUUGAGAAAUUAUCCUUGGCCGCCUCCGGGCCGAAGCCAUCACGCUCCGGUAUUGUUCAAGGUAGCCGGAGAGCCUGGCUAGGCUCGAUGCAGCGUGAAGGAUCACACCAGGAGCACGUGGGAAGGAUUACCUGCAAACUGUUGAGAUUGAUGCUCAAAGAGCUGCAUGGUGACCAGUUGCGUCCGCUGUGCACGGAGCUGCUAACGGCCAACAAGAAUCACAACAUGGCGUACAAGUACAGAGAUCUGCUGAGAAUCAAAGCUGUGUGAUGUUCCCAGGCAUGCUACCGUGCAGUGCAGUGCACGUCCAGCGAGGACAGUUUCACUACGCCUGCUCUACACAAGGGAAGUCCCUUCUGCAUCGUCAUGGUUGCUGCCAGGUCCCUGGAUGUGCUGUGGGAUGACUGGGCACAGGGCAGUCCUGUAUUAUUAUUGCUUUCCGAAGUUGCAGUGAUGCAGAGGAAGAUCUCUGACCCCCCCCCCCCCCCUCACACACAUCUUUUUAACAAACUCUGACACAGUCCAGUUUCUGCUCAUAACGUUCAUAAGCAUUUUUAAUGCUUAAAACGUAGCAUUGAUUAACAUCAAUGCUACGUUUGUACAAUCAUAGAGAUAAUUCUGGCAAGCCGAAGAACUUUGUCAGCUGAUUGAGUGCUAAAAGUGGGCUACUGUCUACUGAUGGUGUUUCAUUCGGCAAUUUAUACAGCCAGUAUUACAGCAUGUUUGCAAUGAGAUAGUGAUUCUUGAGCGAUGAUAUCAGUAACUGAA